CGGGGAGCGUUUGGAAGUGCAGCCGGACAGGAGGAGGAAUAGGAGUAGGAGGGGAGGAGGGGUGCAAAAAGUGGCACGCUCACUCUCCAGCCUGCGCAGGACGCGCGCGCGCGCGCCUCUCGGACCUGCCCCCUGUCCCGUUCCACUCCAGAGUUUGAUGAGGGUGCGCGAGGGCCGGCAGCCGGCAGCAUGAGCCUGGACAGACAGGUGAGGUGCGGGGUCCGGCGGCGGAAGAUGAGCGCGCUGAGCGUGGACCUGCUGAUCACGCUGCAGAUCCUGCCCGGCUUCUUCUCCAACUGCCUGUUCUUCGUGCUCUACGACUCCGUGGUGCUGGUGAAGCGCGUGGUGUCCCUGCUGAGCUGCUCGGGCUCCGGAGGCGAGUGGCAGCGCAUGCUCACCGCGGCGGGCCUGAAGUCCAUCUGGAACAGCUUCCUGCUGGACGCCUACAAACAGGUGAAGCUGGGCGAGGCGGCUCCAAACUCUAAAGUAGUGAAGGUCCCCAUCAGCAGCUGCCACUGGAGCGCCGGUGGAAAAAGCACGGACGAGUGCAACCUGCUGGACUUUGAGUCGUCUGACCGACCCCUGGUGGUCAACUUCGGCUCGGCCACCUGACCCCCAUUCCUGAGCCAGCUACCGAUCUUCCGGCGGCUGGUCCAGGACUUUUCGGAUGUGGCGGACUUUCUGCUGGUCUACAUCGAUGAGGCUCACCCCUCGGACGGCUGGGCGGCGCCGCCCAUGAAGCCCUACUCGUUCAAGGUUAAGAAGCACCGGAAUUUGGAGGACCGGGUGACGGCAGCACGAAACCUCCUGGAGCAUUUCUCUUUACCCCCUCAGUGCCAGCUAGUGGCGGACUGCAUGGAUAACAAUGCCAACGUAGCAUACGGCGUGUCCUACGAGAGGGUGUGCAUCGUGCAGAAGAAGAAAAUAGCUUAUCUGGGGGGAAAGGGUCCAUUUUACUACAACCUUAAAGAUGUGCAGCGCUGGCUCGAACAGUGCUACGGAAAGCGGUAAUUUUGAACCCGGGACGUCAGAAAGCCUCUUUUAUGAAUGGCGGAAUAGUUUAUUUUUGUAUAAUGGAGAAAAAAGGAAGGUAAAGUGCUUUCAGAACUGUUUUAAGGUGGCUCCAGUGGCAACAUGGGCCAAGCUCCAAGUCAAUUUCCUGAAUUCUCUGAAAUGAUCAACGAGUCUCCUGGGUGGAAUCCAACAUUCCUAACCUCUUUUAUACACAGCGAAUAGAGACACUAAGAAACACUAAGAUUUGCACUUCAGUUUUUGAUAUGACAUUUUGCUGACCACAGAAACCCGAUUUGUAUGUGCACUAUCAGUAACAGUUGGCUAUUAAUGUAGUGUGUAUUACACCGUAAUACGCUUUCCACUAAAUAACAUUCAUUGCUUCAAAACAAACCAAAUUGUUGAACAGAGAAGAAAGCACAAAUACCCAGCUUUUAUAUAUAUAUAUAUAAAAAAGAUAAUUUAUUUUUGUCAACAUUUAAUGUUUUCUGUUUUUAAUAUGUGGCCUGUUUUAUGUACAUGUAAUACCAUGUUUUUUCCCUGUCUUGAACUUCUUGACAAUCGUUCAUAUUCCAUUUUACUGCUCUUGCAUCAUCAGCUUUUUCAUGCCUGAUACACUUUGUCGCACAUCUGUUCAAACCCAGGACUGAAAAAAUUAUUAGGUCAGUUCGUUCUCUGCCAAUCUCUGCACAUGUGAAAAAUGUAAAGUAGAUGAAUUGAGCUUUUGUUGCUCUUGUUGGGCAUUUAAAGAAAUAUUUAAAGUGCUUAAAAAGUCAUGGUCAGUGAUGGUCAGAGAUGGUAUGGGUGAUGGAUGUAUUGGCAGAUGCAAACUAAGAGAAACUUGACUGCGUAGACUGUGGCAGGCAAUUCAAAGUAGGGCUGGACAAUAUUUUAAUAUUAAUACUGUAUAUAUUGUAAUAUAAAAUAUUUUUGACACUUUAAUAUCAAUCAGAACCAGCCAGCAACUACAUGUUGGUGUUCUGACUCCAAUUGACUCAGACUAUCUACCUAAUCCAGUAAUCCAGUUAAAAACAGCUAACCAUAGCAGCUAACCUGGUUCAUUCCAGCUGUCAGUGACUAAUUUGCAGUUAAUUCACUGUUCUAGGCUUCAUUAUCAUGAGUCGUGAUAAUGUCAGUUAAGGCAGAUCAUAUUUAAUAGGGCAUCCAGAUUCCAGGAUCUCUUGAAAAUAACAUCUAUCGUUUUCGCUGAGCUUUUGAAAGUUAUUUGUCAUUUUUUAGGUGAAUAAAUCUACAUCAGACUAUCCAAAAUUGGCCAAAAGUUCAAAAAAAUCCUAAAAGAGAGACUAUUUAAAAUGUGUCUGUCAAUGACUGAUGUUCAUUACAAAGAGCAGAACUCUGUAAGCUUCAAUAACCUUGCCAUAGCCCAAAGGUGGUGGCUUUUAAACCAUUGAUAUUGAUAGCAGAAUGACAGUAAGUUGUAUCAUAAUACAUAUUUUGUCCAUAUCGUCCAGCCCUAAUUGGAAAUAAUGCCUUUGCUGCACGGUUUGUUUAGACACUGCAUUGUGACACAGUGUACAGGGAGGCUGAUGAUAAGAAUACUGAAUCUGAAUGUUUGGAGGAAAUGUUCCAGAAAGUAGCUAACCAUUUGUUAAAUUUGUAUCCGGUAUAAUACAGAUUCCCACCUACAGGCACACUCGUUUGUGUCCAUGGCAAACCGGUGUGUGUAUGAAGGCCACCGACGAAAGGGUCUCGGGUCCUGUCUGUGGUUGGAUGAGAAUAGCCACACCUUUUUGUCCUGAUCCAAACGAGCGUACAUGUAGACGGAGGGAGCUCCACAUUUACACAGUGACAUAUUUACACACUGACUUCAGUCGCAUAUUCAAAUGUUCAGACCCAUGUUGUGUGAAGCAGCUGCUUUCAUACUGUGAGAAGAAAAUAAAAGGAAAAGGAAAAAUAAAGCUCAACUUUUUUUGCCGCUGA
This is a messenger RNA of Astyanax mexicanus (Mexican tetra), 2952 nucleotides long. RefSeq names its product iodothyronine deiodinase 2 (gene dio2). The record is from RefSeq and is a predicted model, not a curated record. Gene Ontology annotation, molecular function: thyroxine 5'-deiodinase activity. The transcript is spliced from 2 exons. Lineage: Eukaryota; Metazoa; Chordata; Actinopteri; Characiformes; Acestrorhamphidae.